GGGAGGCGAGGAGGAGGCGGAGGCGCCGCUGCUCGCCGGGCCCACGCCCCUCGGCGGCGCUGACAGCUCACGGGCGCCGCGGCCGGGUGUCGGGAGCGCGCCGGGCGGCACCGCGGCGCUCCUCCGGGUCGCGGCCGGGGCGGAGAGCCGGCCUCCUGGGGACCCCGCAUCCGGGGCCCGAAGAUGCUGCGGUCCGUGUGGGCUUUUCUGAAACGUCACAAAAAGAAAUGCCUCUUCCUGGGCACCGUGCUCGGAGGAGUAUAUAUCCUGGGGAAAUAUGGACAGAAGAAAAUCCGAGAAAUGCAAGAAAGGGAGGCAGCGGAAUACAUUGCCCAAGCGCGACGGCAGUACCAUUUCGAGAGCAACCAAAGGACCUGCAAUAUGACAGUGCUAUCCAUGCUUCCAACACUUAAAGAAGCCUUAAUGCAGCAACUCAACUCUGAGAGCCUCACAGCUCUGCUGAAAAACAGGCCUUCAAACAAGCUAGAAAUAUGGGAGGACCUGAAGAUAAUAAGCUUCACGAGAAGCGUUGUGGCUGUGUACAGUACAUGUAUGCUGGUCGUUCUUUUACGGGUUCAGUUAAACAUAAUUGGUGGAUACAUUUACCUGGAUAAUGCAGCAGUUGGCAAAAAUGGCACUACAGUCCUCGCACCCCCCGAUGUCCAGCAGCAGUACUUAUCAAGCAUCCAGCACCUCCUUGGAGAUGGCCUGACUGAAUUGAUCACUGUCAUUAAGCAAGCUGUGCAGAACAUUCUAGGAAGUGUGUCUCUUAAGCAUUCCUUGUCCCUUUUGGACUUGGAGCGAAAAAUAAAAGAGAUCAGAGCCCUCGUUGAGCAGAAAGCCUCUACUCCCUGGGUGGAUGAGGACGGCCCCGGAUCCUUCCUGUGCUGUUACAUGAUGCCGGACGAGGAGGCCCCACUGGCCAUCCAGGCCUGUGGACUUUCCCCCAGAGAUGUGACCACACUUAAACUCCUCAACGAAACCAGGGACAUGCUGGAGAGUCCAGAUUUCAGGACGGUGUUGACCACCUGCCUGGACCGAGGCUUCAGCCGGCUGCUGGACAGCGUGGCCGAGUUCUUCUGCCCCACAGGACAGGACCUGCAGCACGGGGCCGCCGUGCACAGUCUUUCCAGUGUCAGCCUGCCUUUAGCAAAGAUAAUUCCGAUCAUAAAUGGACAGAUCCAUUCAGUGUGCAGUGAAACACCCAGUCAUUUUGUUCAGGAUCUGCUGAUGAUGGAGCAGGUGAAGGACUUUGCAGCCAAUGUGUAUGAGGCCUUCAGCACCCCCCAGCAGCUGGAGAAGUGACAUUCCUCCGAGAGAAACUGCCGUCAGGUUCAUUUACUUAAAAAGAAAAUACACUGAAUUGACAAUCCAUAGAGUAACAAUUUAUUACCAGAAUGCCUAAUAAAAAUAUAUUCUUACUCAGAUUCCUCAUUUCAUAAUGAAAUUGGUUUAUUUGACAUCUUGAUUUAUUUUUUUGGUUGUCAACAGGCCAGUUUUUGUGGGCAUCGCUGAAUGUACACACAGUGUAAAUGCCAGAAUUGUUAAUAGAUUGUUACAACAGGGAUAUCAGUUCCAAACUGACUAAAAGCAAGGUUCAUUUUAACUGGUGAUACACUGUAGAUACUUUUUUAUAUAAUAUGAAAUGCAGUGUGCUUUGACAUUAAUACUGAGGAAAUCGCUGUUUGGGAAAUGGGUCUAGAAUGUGUUAAGUUUGGAAAAGACGCUAUUUAAUUAAUCUGAAAGUUCAGGAGACUGCAGUGAGCAGGGGUGGGUUGGACUCUUCUCUAGGUACUAUUCAAAGGAAUAAAGUAUUUGUCUCAAAUACAUCUUGAUGGAGACUUUUCUUCAUCUGGAAAUCAGGGAAUUGUGACAAGUAUGGUCAGCUGGUUUUUCUUUGCUAUUGUAAUGAGCCUUAGAAAAUUACACUGACUUAGAAGCUGAAAUUGUGCUGAUGCCUGCUACUCCCAGCUCUUUUAACGAGUUUUAUUCAUUUGUAUGUAAAUAAUUUUAGGAGUUUUCUUUGUAUUGAUUUGGGGCACAGUCAAAUCUUAUUGCAAUAAAAUAUUUUAGUAACA
Messenger RNA from Choloepus didactylus (southern two-toed sloth), 2078 nucleotides. RefSeq names its product peroxisomal biogenesis factor 3 (gene PEX3). Gene Ontology annotation, molecular function: protein-macromolecule adaptor activity. Gene Ontology annotation, cellular component: peroxisomal membrane. Bases 184 to 1305 code for a protein of 373 amino acids. The transcript is spliced from 12 exons. The record is from RefSeq and is a predicted model, not a curated record. Lineage: Eukaryota; Metazoa; Chordata; Mammalia; Pilosa; Megalonychidae. Gene Ontology annotation, biological process: protein import into peroxisome membrane.